This is a messenger RNA of Pocillopora verrucosa, 1221 nucleotides long. The record is from RefSeq and is a predicted model, not a curated record. NCBI's taxonomy places the organism in Eukaryota, Metazoa, Cnidaria, Anthozoa, Scleractinia, Pocilloporidae.
GUGGGUGACAAUGGGAUGUACGUGUGUACAAUUCGUACUGACCAAGGGACCGCUCAGGCCUCUGUUUCACUCAACGUCAACGCUCGGCCGCUCAUCUCUCUACCCGCCGGACCAAUCUACGCUGAGAGUGGAAAGAACGUCGAGCUCCCUCUAUGCCAGGUCAUCGGAUAUCCCCCUGCAGUGGUAUCUUGGUCAAAACUUUUUGACCAACUCCCCGGUGGUAGAGCCACUGUCAAAGGCCACACUCUGACUAUAUCAAAAGCAGACAAGAAAGAUUCAGGAACCUACAUCUGCUCAGCCUCGAACGCCAUGGGCACAUCACACUCCAUGACAUCUCUGAUAGUCAAUGUGGUGCCUCAGUUUACAGUCAAGCCACCAGAGAAGAUUGAGCUCUACCAUGGACAGUCAGUGACGCUCAACUGCUCGGCAGACGGACACCUAGUGUCUAGCAUCACCUGGACACGAUGUAAAGGAGACUUACCAGCAGACCGGUCCGAAAUGGAAGGAGGACAACUGAAGAUAAACAGUUUGAUGAAAGAGGACAGUGGGACAUAUAUCUGCUCAGCACAGAGCGAGUUUGUUCACGUGGAGACUGAGGUGCAAAUGAUUGUGAAAACAGCCCGAGAUUGCGCAGAGCUCUUCGCUGCCGGCUUCAAGGAUAGUGGAGUGUACACAGUCAACCCAGCAAACAAAACCAGUUUUGAAGUGUACUGUGACAUGACGACAGAUGGUGGUGGAUGGACCGUCUUUCACAAACGCUUUGAUGGUUUCGUUGGAUUCUAUAGGGACUGGGACGAGUACAAGAACGGGUUUGGUGACGUCAGAGGGGAGUUUUGGCUUGGAAACGAAAAGAUUCAUCAACUGACCGAGAUCCCGAGUCAGUUGCGAGUGGAAAUCAACACCACAUCGGCUGGAAAUAGAUACGCAAAAUAUAGCAAUUUUACGGUGACAAAUGAGGCAACCAACUAUACCUUGCUUGUCGGAUUCUAUUCUGGUAACGCUUACGAUAACCUUUUUUAUCAUAACGGUAUGGCUUUCUCCACCCCGGAUAGGGACAAUGACAAGGACAGUAGGAACUGUGCUAAAAUCGUAAGAGGAGCAUGGUGGUAUAAGUCCUGUCAUCACUCUAGCCUGAACAGUAACUUCGGAGAUGGCUACUAUUAUUGGCACUGGAGUCCACUCAUUGGAAGCCAGAUGAAACUCAAACCAAAAUCUCCUUGA